AUGAGUGAAAAACCCUCGCAAAGUAAACCAAUCAUUGUCAGGAAUAAAGAAUCCGAAGUGGAUAUUUACACGGCGGUAUCAAAAUAUGAAGAAAAGCAAACAGCUAAUCGAGAUGAAAAUAAUGAUUCUGCAAUCUACUUUAAUACCUUACAUAAAUGGCAAGACAUAAUGAAAUGGAAUUAUGAAUUAAAAAACAAGGAAAACUCACCAAAAGAAAAACUUGAAGAAUACAAAAACGAUGUAAUACAUUUAUUUUUAAUUUUAAAAAAGUUAAACAGACUUGAUAAAAUACGCUCAAAACAAAAAAAAGAUUUAUUAAAUAAAAAAAAACAAGAGAUUGAUAGUAAACAUUUACAGCAAGAAAAUCUUCUAAACGAAUUGUUUUAUUUAAAAAAAGAAAUAUCCAAGUGCCUUCAAUACAAAUCUAGUGAUAGUGAUAUUGAUCUUGUACCAUUAGAAACAUUUCGCUUAGAGUCGCCAGAUUCAGCCGAUUAUAUUGAUACAUUAAAAAGUGGACUGAUUAAUGAACAUGAUUUACAUAUAAAACGUCUCCAAUGGGAAUUUGAACAGAGACAAACUCAACAACAACAGUGUGACGAAGUAGAAAAAAAUAAAGAAACUAUACUUUCCGAAAUUCAGGAAGAGAGCAGGAUAUUACAAAGUAUAUUACCUAUGCUUAAAGACAUACGCACAGCUGCUCAACCUUUACAACAAAGUUUUGGAUUAACUCCUUGUCAAGCAAGAUCAUAUGCAGAUAUUGUGAAUUUAUUGCCCAAGCCCUUAUAUUAUUUAUACAUACAAACAGAUGCAUAUAGGGUAGCUUGCAAAUCAAAAUUCACUGUUUCAAUUAAUGGCGAUGAAGAAGAAGCUAGAAGAUUUGAUUCUAAUAAGAAUAACAUUGUUGAUACUAACUCUGAUGAGGAAAUAGAUGUACCUAAACCAAAAAAACGUUAUCAUAAGAAAUCACGAACAGAUACAAAGUCUGUACAACAAAAAAGUUUACUUUCAAAACAUCCUCUAUCGGUUAAAUUAACAUUAAGUUUAAAAAACAAUACUCAGUUUGUAAUGGAAUUUUUUUAUUUGGUUAAUUUAAAUUUAAUUACUGUUACUGUUACUUCAUCUUGGUCUGGAUUUUCUUCAUCCUACUCUAGAGAAUUGCUUUCACCAAGUUCUAUACUUGAUGCAUUGUUCUCAGGCGAUAAUGGCAAAGAAAGUCCUCAUAUAGUCAACUUCCAUCAAUUAGAAGAAGAAAAAACUGAAUUCAACACUAUGGAGGUAGGAAAACCUUACAUUUGGGCUCAAAGUAUAUGUGGCUUGGAUUUUUUAAAUCCUAGUGUACCUAAUUUUUUAAUUUCAAGAAAUCAUAUUGCCCAAGUAUUAAAGGCAAUUAAUAAUCGCCUUAAAACUCGACUUUCAUUGAUUACUCAGCUAGACUGCAGUGACUUAGAACGAAGGUUCAGUGUAAAUGGAAUUAAUUUAAUUUCAGUUUUAUCCCCAUGGAAUACAAUGGCGUGGGAAAAUUUUAUUAAACUUGAAUAUUGUAAACCACAUGUUGAAUUUGGAACAGUGACAGAAAAUGAUUUAUUAUUUAAACGUGUAAUAAAUUAUAAAACAGCAACACUGACUGUGGUAAUGGUAAUUAAAUGUGAUUACCCAAAGAGUAAUCCUAUUUUCACACUUCAACUAAAUAUGCCAACUACAAAUGAAGGAAUGUCUGUUUUAAAUUCUACAAAUAAUAAUUCUGUUAGAGAAUUGGAGAGAGAAAUUAAUGUUUUUCAUGAACAAAUUGAAGAUGAAGAUAUUAAUGAAAUGUUAAUCAACAUAAUUGGUCGUCUUGUUGUUUGUUUUGAAGUGAUGAUGGAGACCUGGGGACAUUUAGAUUUUCCCAAAACUAAAACAAUUUUGUAUAACAUAAGGGGUCGAGCUAGAAAUCAUCCAUUCAAGGCUGUUAAACAUCAUUCAGGAAUUAUUUUUGAACACCGUUAA
Macrosiphum euphorbiae (potato aphid) is the source of this 1986-nucleotide messenger RNA. The record is from the annotation of a GenBank genome assembly. NCBI's taxonomy places the organism in Eukaryota, Metazoa, Arthropoda, Insecta, Hemiptera, Aphididae.